This is a messenger RNA of Coregonus sp. 'balchen', 11279 nucleotides long. The record is from the annotation of a GenBank genome assembly. NCBI's taxonomy places the organism in Eukaryota, Metazoa, Chordata, Actinopteri, Salmoniformes, Salmonidae.
AUGUCAGACUUUCCAGCUAAAGUGGCCACCGAGACCAGCUCCCCCCAGUCCCAACAGGGAGGGUCCAGCUUUCAGCUUGGCAGUAUUUCCAUGGACCGGGGCUUGAUCAAGAGCAUCCCUGGAAUCCUGAUGCUGGCUGAGAUAGUGAGUGACAAAUACCAGUUUCACCUUUGUAUUUACUUGAUCCAUUAUCAAAUCAAAGUUUAUCGGUCACGUACACAGAUUUGCAGCUGUUAUCACAGGUGCAGCUUGUGUUUCUAGCUCCAACAGUGCAGUAAAACCUACCCAGUUCAUUUUUCCUUCUUUCUCUGUCCUACUCCUCAUCUGCUAGGCUAAUCUAAAUCUAUGUAUCUUUUCAGAAUCCCUGUUUUCUUAUUGUUUUGUACGGGCUUGAGUAAUACCUAGUGGUUGCUAAGAGUUGUAUUAGUGGACACACACAGGGACAUUAAUCAGGUGACAGCUUGUUUUAUUUUAACAUAAAUGAAGAAUAGUUUUAUGCAAAAUGUCCUGUGUCUUGAAUAUGUGUUAUGUUUAUAUAUUUACAUAAUGUAUUGGUAAUUAACAGUACAUUCAGAGAGUCAUAUAUAAAGCAGAUAUUUUAAUAUGAUGCCACUCCCUUUGAGCCUGUAGUACAUGUGACUGACCCGGCUAGGUGGGUCUCUGCACUAGGCUUCAUAUCACACCCUUAAAUCCAUUUCAAUAAUUAAAUGAGAAAGAAAUAUCAGGACUCACACUGUUCGACUUGAGUACAGUAGUGCAUAAUUGUUAAAUGCGUGUGUCAACAGCCAUUACCCAUGAUUAUAGACAUCUCAUAACACAAGAAAUCACAUUCCUACUAUAACUGAGCAUUACCAAUAACAUUCAUAUGAAUAGCUGGAUCCUGUGAUGGUAUUGUGCAAUCAUGUCAACUCACCCAGAUAUUUUGAACCCUGAUGAUUUUGUGAGCCCUUAUCUUGGAUCUUCUAUGUUCAUUAUAGGUUUACUGCAGUUGAUUGUUAAUAGUUCACGGAUAUACGCCCACACACCCUACACGAAAGCAGACAGGCACGCUCAAACACACACACCUUAAAUUGAUACAACUUAAACAAACCUGCCUCAGGCCUCAGAUUGACUCCAAAUAAAGCCUUUCACAGUACCAGUCUGCACUGAGUGAAGAUAAACUAAUCGAGGGACUACCUGAAAAGGGGUUAGUUUGAAAAACAGUUGUUUAGGAAGUGAUCAUGCUAAAUUUAAGUAAUAUAUAGAAAUUCUCCUGACUGUAGGCCUAUUCUUUGGCAAUAUUCUGUCCUCAUGUGUACACUGUAGCCCUUUCCUGCAGGAAAUGACCAAAAGCGCCCUCUUUGGCCUCAUGGGUGGAAUGUUAUUAAUAUUUUUCAUAAUUUCAUAAUUAAUACAGAUUUCUUUUAAACUGACAAAUCCGGUGUUUCUAUGUCAAACAGUUUUGUUAUAUUUCAGUCUUCUGUGAUGUUUAUAAAGUGUAAUAUUGGUAUGCAAACUCAAAACCGAAGACAUUUCAACUCUAUAUCUGACAUGGUACUGGUGUCUUCUUUUAUUUAAGCUCAUAACCAUGUGUGUGAGGUGUAUACUUCUGUUUUGAAGUAGAUGUGUUUAAGACUACCAAGAAUCACUCUGUGUGGCCCUCACUGAUUUAGCCCACUGUAGUAAAGGUUCAAGCUUGUGUAACACCUUGAAUAUUUGCUAUUUGUGUGCUUAUACUGUACUGUAUAUUAACACGCUCACACUCCUCUGAAACUCAAUAGAGAGAGAAGAAAAAGUCAUUGACAAUUUAUGAGAUAUAUCAAUGUUUUGUAACAACAUGUGGCGCCCUAUUUUUCAUUAUUAAUACAUUCCAUGUGACAACUUAAUGUAAGUAGAUUUAUGCACAUUUUUAAAAACAGAACAACUAUUAAAACUUCAUUCAUUUGAAUGUUGUCAUAUUGAGUGGUUAGAGUUAGGGAUACAAUACGAGAGGGAGUAAGAAUGAGGAUGUUAUGCGUACGCUAAAAAAAUUGACACCUCAUUAUCAAUCUUUGACACAUUUACCAGGUGCGUGGGUAAACCUGCAGAUCAAAACUUGAUGCUUAAAUAAAUAUUUGGAUUGAGAAAGAGUUCUGUUUGCCCUCCCGAUCUUGUCUGGGAUACUAAGUAAUACUGUCAAGGUUAUUUGACAGAACUAUUAUAUCCCUGUCUGUGCUGCUAAUUAAUGCUCAGUGGGUAGUGUACAUUACUCCCAGGUCUUCUACACUGCUCUUCAAUAGGGCACUGACCUGAUCUGGCGUGAAGACUUGGAUUGGAGCCUCAAUGGAAGGUUCACCUGUUCAAAUGUCACCUAAAUGUUUCUGAACAUGUACCUUGUUCUGUCUCACUCUCCCCAGGGUCUUGGCCUGCUGCAAUGGGCUCUGAUUGCCAAUCCCUCCUCCAAUAUUCCUGCCUAUGGCUGGGUGAUGUUUGUCGCCGUGACGCUGUGGCUGCUCACCAUUAUCCUCUUCUUCAUGCUCUUCUUUGGCGCCCAUCACAAACUCAGCUCCGUGCCUUGGCCAAUGUUGGUGAGUGUCCUAAGCCACUAACCUCUGGUGUGAUUGCUGACCUGACCUCAGGCUAAAAGGCUUAUGUCAUGUGUGGGUCGUUCUAUGAAAAUGGUGGCUUUUUUUACCAGCCAAUUAUUUAAAAAUAGAUUAUUAUUUUUUACAGAAAAUGUUGUCAGACAAUAGUUAAAACCCCUUAACAAUGCAAAUUAACAUAAAUAACAGCUUUAUGUAUUUUGGUAUUUGUACUACAUUAAAUACAAUUAAAAUGCUUGUGUUGCUUUUUUGUCACUGGUGUUACCUAUAUUUUAAUGACGAUUCAGGCUUUCCAGAAUGUAAUUUGACUAUUUAAUUUGCAUAUAUAAUCAAAGACAGAAAGCGUUAAUAAUAAUAUUAAUACAAGUUUUUUUAUUAGUAAUCAUUUACAUUAAACAAAACACAUUUUUCUAUAAUAACACCAGUGACGGUAACACCAGUGACCAGUGACAAAUCUUCAGACUAUUUUAUUAAAACCAGCAGGAACAGUAAGACCAGUGACUAAUCUGCAUAAAAGAUCCAUCUAAGAUGGUGGCCACAGUAGCUCAAACCACACUUCAGAAAUUGUAAAUAAAUCACUUAAUCAUGUGAUUUGAUCAAUUAUUUGAAUCAAAUUUGCUUUGACACAUCUUAAGGCUUCGCAUGAAAUUCCCAAAUUAAUAAUCAAAUUGCUAACAUAUGAAGAGAGAGUGCAGACUCACCAUGUGCUUUUCAAAACAGCCCGGCCUCAAAUGAACCUUUGACCCAGUAAGAAGUUGGCAAGGAUGUAGCAUUUUUUUAUUUUAUUUUGGUGGGGUAUGGUAACACCAGUGACAUGAAAUUGAGGGAAAGAUAUUUCCUGUAAAUUAUUUAUAAUAUUUAGUUCAUAUUUAAGUUUUUUAAGUAAUCCACUAAAUCACUAUCUUACUUUCCUUUGAAUUAUGACAUUUUAAAGUGGGAGAAACAUGUAUAUUUUUUACAAAAAAUACACUAUAUAUACAAAAGUAUGUGGACAUCUCUUCAAAUAAGUGGAUUCGGCUAUUUCAGCCACACCCGUUGCUGACAGGUGUAUAAAAUUGAGCAUACCGCCAUGCAAUCUCCAUAGACAAACAUUGGCAGUAGAAUGGCCUUACUGAAGAGCUCAGUGACUUUCAACGUGGCAUCGUUAUAGGAUGCCACCUUUCCAACAAGUCGGUUCGUCAAAUUUCUACCCUGCUAGAGCUGUCCCAGUCAACUGUAAGUCAAAUCAAAUCAAAUGUUAUUGGCCACAUGCGCCGAAUACAACAGGUGCAGACAUUACAGUGAAAUGCUUACUUACAGCCCUUAACCAACAGUGCAUUUAUUUUUUAAUAAAAAAGUCAAAUAAAACAACAACAAAAAAGUGUUGAGAAAAAAAGAGCAGAAGUAAAAUAACAGUAGGGAGGCUAUAUAUACAGGGGGGUACCGGUGCAGAGUCAAUGUGCGGGGGCACCGGCUAGUUGAGGUAGUUGAAGUAAUAUGUACAUGUGGGUAGAGUUAUAAGUGCUGUUAUUGUGAAGUGGAAAUGUCAAGGAGCAACAACGGCUCAGCCGCGAAGUGGUAGACCACACACGCUCACAGAAUGGAACCGCCGAGCAGUCGCACACAAGCCUAAGCUCACUAUGCACAAUGCCAAGCGUCGGCUGGAGUGGUGUAAAGCUCGACCCCAUUGGACUGUGGAGCAGUCAGUGGUGUAAAGUACUUAAGUAAAAAUACUUGAAAGUACUACUUAAGUAGUUUUUUGGGGUAUCAGUACUUUACUAUUUAUAUUUUUACUUUUACUUUUACUUUCCUAAAGAAAAUGAUGUACUUUUUACUCCAUACAUAUUCCCUGACAGCCAAAACUACUCGUUACAUUUGGAAUAUUUAGCAGGACAGGAAAAUUGUCUAAUUCACACACUUAUCAAGAGAACAUCCCACUGCCUCUGAUCUGGCAGACUCACUAAACACAUGCUUUGUUUGUUAAUGAUGUCUGAGUGUUGGAGCAUGCCCCUGGCUAUCCGUGAAUAAAAUAAAAAACAAGAAAAUGAUGCCGUCUGGUUUGCUUUACAGUGCAUUCAGAAAGUAUUCAGACCCCUUUACUUUUUCCACAUUUUGUAACGUUACAACCUUAUUCUAAAAUUGAUUAAAUAAAUAUGUUUCCUCCUCAAUCUACACACAAUACCCCAUAAUUACAAAGCGAAAACAGGUUUUUAGAAAUUGUUGCUAAUUUAUAAAAAUAUUAAAAACAGGAAUACCUUAUUUACAUAAGUAUUCAGAACCUUUGCUAUGAGACUCGAAAAUUGAGCUCAGGUACAUCCUGUUUCCUAUUAUCAUCCUUGAGAUGUUUCUACAACUUGAUUGGAGUCCACCUGUGGUAAAUUCAAUUGAUUGGACAUGAUUUGGAAAGGCACACACCUGUCUAUAUAAGGUCCCACAGUUGACAGUGCAUGUCAGAGCAAAAACCAAGCCAUGAGGUCGAAGGAAUUGUCCGUAGAGCUCUACGAGACUGGAUUGUGUCGAGGCACAGAUCUGGGGAAGAACACCAAAAAAUGUCUGCAUAAUUGAUGGUCCCCAAGAACACAGUGGCCUCCAUCAUUCUUAAAUGGAAGAAGUUUGGAACCACCAAGACUCUUCCUAGAGCUGGCCACCCAGCCAAACUGAGCAAUCAGGGGAGAAGGGCCUUGGUCAGGGAGGUGACCAAGAACCAGAGGUCCUCUGUGGAGAUGGGAGAAUAUUCUAGAAGGACAACCAUCUCUGCAGCACUCCACCAAUCAGGCCUUUUAUGGUAGAGUGGCCGGACGGAAGCCACUCCUCAGUAAAAGGCACAUGACAGCCCGCUUGGAGAUUGCCAAAAGGCCCGUAAAAGACUCUCAGACCAUGAGAAACAAGAUUCUCUGGUCUGAUGAAACCAAGAUUGAACUCUUGGCCAGAAUGCCAAGCGCCACGUCUGGAGGAAACCUGACACCAUCCCUACAGUGAAGCAUGGUGGUAGCAGCAUCAUGCUGUGGGGAUGUUAAUACUAAAUUGUAAUUAUUUUGCACUAUGGCCUACUUAUUGCCUUACCUCCAUAACUUACUACAUUUGCACACACUGUAUGUAGAUGUUAUUGACUGUAUGUUUUGUUUAUCCCAUGUGUAACUCUGUGUUGUUGUUGUUUUUAUCGCACUGCUUUGCUUUAUCUUGGCCAGGUCGCAGUUGUAAAUGAGAACUUGUUCUCAACUGGCCUACCUGGUUAAAUAAAUAAAUAAAUGAAAACCUGCUCCAGAGCGCUCAGGACCUCAGACUGGGGCAAAGGUUCACCUUCCAACAGGCCCUCAGACUGGGGCCAAGACAACGCAGGAGUGGCUUCGGGACAAGUCUCUGAAUGUCCUUGAGUGGCCCAGCCAGAGCCCGGACUUGAAUACGAUCGAACAUCUCUGGAGAGACCUGAAAAUAGCUGUGCAGCGACGCUCCCCAUCCAACCUGACAGAGCUUGAAAGGAUCUGCAGAGAAGAAUGGGAGAAACUCCCCAAAUACAGGUGUGCCAAGCUUGUAGCGUCAUACCCAAGAAGACAAGGCUGUAAUCGGUGCCAAAGGUGCUUCGACAAAGUACUGAGUAAAGAGUCUGAAUACUUAAGUAAAUGUGAUAUUUCAGUUUUUUAUUUGUUAUAAAUGAGCAAAACAUUCUAAAAACCUGUUUUUGCUUUGUCAUUAUGGUGUAUUGUGUGUAGAUUGAUGAGGGGGAAAAAAUAUUUCAUCAAUUUUAGAAUAAGGCAGUAAAGUAACAAAAUGUGGAAAAAGUCAAGGGGUCUGAAUACUUUCCGAAUUCACUGUAUCUGAUAUUUUUUUUGUUUUUCCUGGUGGUUAAGGCGGGGUCAGGAAAGACACCAUUGUUGUAGAAUGACCCGUGUAGUCCCUGCUAUGCUGCAUUUUUGCUAUUUAUUUCAAAGUUAUUUUGUAAUUGUUAUUCAAUGUAAAAUAUAAUUAAAAUAAGAUGUAGGUUGUAUUCAUCAACAUCUGUUCUCUAUCUUGUAGGUUAUGGUGUAUAAUGCUGUGGCAACAGUUUUGUACCUCACAGCAUUUCUGGCCAAUGCUGCAUCAGUCGCUCCUUACAGUUCAACAUACUUCUAUGGCUGUAUGGCAGCUUCUGCGGUAAGUCUAGAACAGACAAUUUAAUAUCUACAGAUAUACAAAGACAUGCAGACACUAGACAGAAACAUAGAUAUGUGGGCUGUCUGACUUGUUAGUUGGUUGGCCAGUUGUGAUCAGUUGAUGAGCGACAGAAACACAUGAGAAACCCUUGUUUAGACAAGCGCACCCCUUACAUAGGGCCACAUAGACUGAGACUGAGUACAUUCCGUUCAAUACUUGCACAUUUUUCAUAUUCACAAGAUAACCUUCCACAGGAAGUGCUGAUAUCUACGUUCUGUACACAGUUAUAUGGGUAGGAUGAAUAGAAAACACAAGUGUGUUUCUGGCCUAAAUGUUUGACUAAGGAGGCAGAACUGAUGCGUCAUGUGUGCACCUGACUGUGACCGGUUCGAAGAUAAAGAGAGAGGGAGCUAGAAAAAAUAUAAGGUAGAUGUACUUUUAUGGUGUGGUCUCUCUCUCCAUGGCAGUCCUAGCCAGAGUCCAUUUGCUAUUUACAAUGAGGCACAUGACCAAGCCCCUUGGUCUUCCUGGGAAUUACUCAAAUGUAAAUGUUUCACCAUUCAUACAUAUGUAGGAUUUUAAUUUGAGACAGUUUGCUACAGCAGGAAAAUAAUCCUACAGCAACAGGAAAUGUGAAUUAUGUGGAUUAUAAGAAGGGACAUUUUUUAUGGGGUUGAUACAUUUUUCGUAAGAAAAACAAAAUGGAUAUUACAAACUUCAGAAGCCUUUUUUAAACCAGAAAUACACUACAAGUUCUCCUGCAACAAGGUGAUCAAAUUAAGAUCCUACAUCAUAGCGUGUUCAAAGUCUUGUAUCUCCUGCCUUUUACAACCCAGGAAAACAGUAGCCAGGUGACUCUAGCCAAUAAACAUUCCCCUCCUAUUUUCACAAACAUCACAGUUUGAUGUAGGUCAGGAUUCAGUAUUUAUGGUACAGUACCAGUCAAAAGUUUGGACACACCUACUCAUUCAAGGGUUUUAUUUUAUUUUUACUAUUUUCUACUUUGUAGACAUCAAAACUAUGAAAUAACACAAAUGGAAUCAUGUAGUAACCAAAAAAGUGUUAAACAAAUCUAAUUAUAUUUGAGAUUCUUCAAAGUAGCCACCAUUUGCCUUGAUGACAGCUUUGCACACUCUUGGCAUUCUCUCAACCAGCUUCGUGAGGUAGUCACCUGGAAUGCAUUUCAAUUAACAGGUGUGCCUUGUUAAAAGUUAAUUUGUUGAAUUUCUUAAUGAGUUUGAGCCAAUCACUUGUUGUGACAAGGUAGGGGUGGUAUACAGAAGAUAGCCCUAUUUGGUAAAAGACCAAGUCCAUAUGUUGGCAAGCACAGCUCAAAUAAGCAAAGACAAACGACAGUCCAUCAUUACUUUAAGACAUGAAGGUCAGUCAAUACGGAACAUUUCAAGAACUUUGAAAGUUUCUUCAAGUGCAGUCACAAAAACCAUCAAGCUCUAUGAUGAAACUGUCUCUCAUGAGGACCGCCACAGGCAAGGAAGACCCAGAGUUACCUCUGCUGCAGAGGAUAAGUUCAUUAGUUCAACUGUUCAGAGGAGACUGCGUGAAUCAGGCCUUCAUGGUCGAAUUGCUGCAAAGAAACCACUACUAAAGGACACCAAUAAGAAGAAGAGACUUGCUUGUGCCAAGAAACACGAGCAAUGGACAUUAGACCGGUGGAAAUCUGUCCUUUGGUCUGAUGAGUCCAAAUUUGAGAUUUUUGGUUCCAACCGCCGUGUCUUUGUGAGACGCAGAGUAGGUGAACGGAUGAUCUCUGCAUGUGUGGUUCCCACCGUGAAGCAUGGAGGAGGAGGUGUGGGGGUGCUUUGCUGGUGACACUGUCUGUGAUUUAUUUAGAAUUCAAGGCACACUUAACCAGCAUUGCUACCACUGCAUUCUGCAGCGAUACGCUAUCCCAUCUGGUUUGGGCUUAGUGGGACUAUUAUUUGUUUUUCAACAGGACAAUGACCCAAAACACACCUCCAGGCUGUGUAAGGGCUAUUUGACUCAGAAGGAGAGUGAUGGAGUGCUGCAUCAGAUGACCUGGCCUCCACAAUCACCCGACCUCAACCCAAUUGAGAUGGUUUGGGAUGAGUUGGACCGCAGAGUGAAGGAAAAGCAGCCAACAAAUGCUCAGCAUAUAUAUAUAUUUAUUUUUUAUUUUUUUUAUUUCACCUUUAUUUAACCAGGUAAGCCAGUUGAGAACAGGUUCUCAUUUACAACUGCGACCUGGCCAAGAUAAAGCAAAGUAGUGCAAUAAAAACAACACAGAGUUACAUAUGGGGUAAAAAAACAUAAAGUCAGAAAUACAACAGAAAAUAUAUAUACAGUGUGUGCAAAUGUAGCAAGUUAUGGAGGUAAGGCAAUAAAUAGGCUAUAGUGCAGAAUAAUUACAAUAGUAUUAACACUGGAAUGCUAGAUGUGCAAGAGAUGAUGUGCAAAUAGAGAUACUGGGGUGCAAAAGAGCAAAAUAAAUAACAAUAUAGGGAUGAGGUAGUUGGGUGGGCUAAUUUCAGAUGGGCUGUGUACAGGUGCAGUGAUCGGUAAGGUGCUCUGACAACUGAUGCUUAAAGUUAUUGAGGGAGAUAAGAGUCUCCAGCUUCAGAGAUUUUUGCAAUUCGUUCCAGUCAUUGGCAGCAGAGAACUGGAAGGAAUGGCGGCCAAAGGAGGUGUUGGCUUUGGGAAUGACCAGUGAGAUAUACCUGCUGGAGCGCAGACUACGGGUGGGUGCUGCUAUGGUGACCAAUGAGCUUAGAUAAGGCGGGGAUUUGCCUAGCAGUGAUUUAUAGAUGGCCUGGAGCCAGUGGGUUUGACGACGAACAUGUAGUGAGGACCAGCCAACAAGAGCGUACAGGUCACAGUGGUGGGUAGUGUAUGGGGCUUUGGAGACAAAACGGAUGGCACUGUGAUAGACUACAUCCAAUUUGCUGAGUAGAGUGUUGGAGGCUAUUUUGUAAAUGACAUCGCCGAAGUCAAGGAUCGGUAGGAUAGUCAGUUUUACGAGGGCAUGUUUGGCAGCAUGAGUGAAGGAGGCUUUGUUGCGAAAUAGGAAGCCGAUUCUAGAUUUAACUUUGGAUUGGAGAUUCUUUAUGUGAGUCUGGAAGUUGAGUUUACAGUCUAACCAGACACCUAGAUAUUUGUAGUUGUCCACAUACUCUAGGUCAGAACCGUCGAGAGUGGUGAUUCUAGUCGGGUGGGCGGGUGCUAGCAGCGUUCGAUUGAAAAGCAUGCAUUUAGUUUUACUAGUGUUUAAGAGCAGUUGAAGGCUACUGAAGGAUUGUUGAAUGGCAUUGAAGCUCGUUUGGAGGUUUGUUAACACAGUGUCCAAUGAAGGGCCAGAUGUAUACAAAAUGGUGUCGUCUGCGUAGAGGUGGAUCUGAGAGUCACCAGCAGCAAGAGCGACAUCAUUGAUAUACACGGAGAAAAGUGUCGGCCCAAGAAUUGAACCCUGUGGUUCAAUGGGAACUCCUUCAAGACUGUUGGAAAAGCAUUCCUCAUGAAGCUGGUUGAGAGAAUGCCAAGAGUGUGCAAAGCUGCCAUCAAGGCAAAGGGUGGCUACUUUGAAGAAUCUAAAAUCUAAAAUAUAUUUUGAUUUGUUUAACACUUUUUUGGUUACUACAUGAUUCCAUAUGUGUUAUUUAAUAGUUUUCACUGUGUCUUCACUAUUAUUCUACAUUGUAGAAAAUAGUAAAAAUAAAGAAAAACCCUUGAAUGAGUAGGUAGGUGUGUCCAAACUUUUGACUGGUACUGUAUAUGUAGAUAACAUUUUGUUUUUGUUUGGGGAGAAUGUAGCUACAAUAUGUUUGUGUCAUGUUUGUUGUAAGGCAUAUGGCAUGACAACGAAUGAUGAUAGAGGAGUUGGCUGCAGCCCAUAGAGAUCUGGCACCUAGUACUGGCAACCUGCCUGCCCAUCAUCAACAUUGCCAGUCAAAGAUUCAACAAUCUCAAUUAACUGACAUUCAAGGAAGAAGAAUGAAUGCAGGCAUGUAUCUUAUGAUAAUAACAUUCUUCUCUCAUCUGAUUGUCUCUUACUAUGUGUUUGUCUCUUGUUCAGUUUUUUGGCAUCGUGGUGACUUUGUUAUAUGGAGCCAGCACCUUCUUUUCCUAUAUGGCAUGGAAGGGGGAUGGAGGUAAUGCAGCCAGCAACUCUGGUCCUGCAUAGGACUACUCUACUACCUAUCCUGAUAAACCGUCUCCAUACAGAGAGACUUGGACAGUGUGAACCGAACAGUGUGUCACAAAGAAGAGAUUCUAAACCUUUUCAUCAAAGGAUUAGUAUUUUUAUAUACGGUAUACUUUUUUUAAAGAAGCUAGACAUCAAUAUACUUUUGUUAUGUCAAAAUGGUGACUGGAGUGAAGACUGGAAGCAUUUUGCAGACCCUUUCAGUGUGUUGCUAUGGUAACCCCACCACUGCACAUCCAUCAGUACACUCACUCAUCAUGACUCACUCACAUACAUGCUCCCAUACAUAACCACUAUGAUCACAUACUGUAGGAAAGUGUAAUGAAUGAUACAUCUAUUUAUACUGUAAUAAAGGCGGUAGGUAGCCUAGCGGUUAAGUGUUGGGCCAGUAACCGAAAGGUCGCUGGUUCGAAUCCCUGAGCCAACUAGGU